Molecule: messenger RNA, 3928 nt
Organism: Chara braunii
Lineage: Eukaryota; Viridiplantae; Streptophyta; Charophyceae; Charales; Characeae
Source: the annotation of a GenBank genome assembly
UCUAGAGGAUGUGGGAAAAGAAGUAGGGGGGUUUGAUAGAAGUAUGAUAUGUCAGGCGACUGAAUGAGGUGUUCAACGUUUCCUCUUAACAGGAAGGGUGAGUGAGAGACAGCCAACCAAAAUGUCAGAAGGUGGGGGCGCUGUCCCAAGGAAGACCCUGACGCUCGACGACCUCAUCGAGGCCCUGGACAAGUGUGAGAGGGUGCCGAGCAAUAUACCAAAGGUUAAUACCUUCCACUUCAAGAGGGAACAGGUGCCCGAUUGGCUGGAUUUGACCGAGCAGGCGCUGGUGGGGCUGUCAGAUGAGGUCAAGUUCCAGCGGAUCUUAAAGUACGUCCUUCACAGCCACCAUCGGGAAGUAAGCAAGGUUGUGGAUGCCGCCAAUGGCAGUUGGGCGAGGUUUAGGGACCUGAUGCUAAGGAAGUACAGGUUGGGGGAUGACUUGUUGACCAUGGCGGACUUGGAGGCCAUGAACAAAGAUGACUUCUCCACGAUCGGGGCGUUCGUGCACGAGUUCAAGAAGAAAGCGAGGAAGGUGUACGGGAUCUCUGAAGAGACGCAGUGUGCCAUAUUUUUGGGUUUACUUACUGGCACGGAGGCCGCACAAUUGAUGAGUCACGGAGGAGGAAGUGGGAAGCUCACCUGGGCCAUUAUUGACAAAGGAGUGGAAGAGGGGAGUCUAGACCACGUGGAGCAGCACCAGAUGCGACUGCAGAGGCGCAAGAGAGAGGAAAGGGAUGCCACCGCAUCUGGGACUCCAGGGGUAAAGAGAAUCGUCACGGAUGUGCUGGCGGCGUUGGGGUAUGAUAAUGAGGCAGAAGUGCAGAAGAGAGGGGUGACUGUGGCCCAAGGUCGGGCAUCAGGGGCAGUGGAUGAGGAGGUUGGACUCGAGGACUACGGCGGAGAAGAGACAGACUCCCAGAUCCUGACCAAAGCCCAGACGAAGCAGCGCAAUUUGCUAAUGGGGGGUCAAGGAUCAGGAAAGGGGCAAGCCCCGCAAGCAAUUGCCGCACCACCACCUGCCGCCACGACGGCGCCAGCACCAGCCGGGCCAUCGCCUAUGGGGCCGCCGCCAACUUGUGGGCACUGGAUGCCGCAUUGUCAGCUCACGCCCUGGCCCAGAAACAAGAACAGGGCAGAUGGGUUAAGCCGUGUUAACUGGGAUAAGCCAGGGCAAGAAUCGGUAGAAGACACCCCACCAGUUGAUGGGUUCUUAGACCAGGAGGAAGACGUCCGCCUCCAUAUAAAUGAAUGGUCCUUGCGAGUGCCUAGCUGCGCCAGUCACCCCAUAUGGCUAACGCCCAAGGGGUACGAGCAAAAGAAGGAAUCGGUCCUCAAGCCUUUUCAGGAGGAGGAUCCGUGGGGAGGUAAGAAUGUCGGCUGGAUGAUGAAGUUGGCAUUGGCAGGUACACAUAGUCUGGUGGAGGAAGUGAGGACAAUAGAGGAAGGCCCAACUCAGGUAGAGGAGCAUGAACAGUUAAUGGGAGGGAUGUAUCUGCUCACUAAUACGCUCCUGCAAGGAAGCUUUGACCGGAGGGGCUCACUCGGCCCUAUGGAAAGUAAAAUCCUUGUUCAUGAAAGUCAAGAUGAUGAGUUCGAGGAGGGAGAGAUCAGGGAGGAUUUUCGCGCGAAAGAAUAUGAAGGGAUCUACUGGGAGUUGGGGCUACUCCUCUCCUGCGAGAUGAGGGAUAGAGAUGCAAGUGCCAAGGCACAAAAGAUGAGACACCUCUAUGUGGUGAGGGAUGGCCACCUGUUUAUAAAAUGGCAGGUCGGGAAUCCUAAAAGGAUUGUAUGUGGGAGGAACCGGCAGAUCGAUAUCAUAACAGCCCUACACGAUGGUAUAGCAGGAGGGCACAGGGGGAUAGGUGCCACGUGCGCGAAGAUAAGCGAACUGUACCACUGGGAUGGGAUGCUGACUAUGGUUAUUAAAUACUGCCAGUCCUGUGUACCUUGCCAAGAGAGGUCAGCGCAAAGGCCAGGAGAGCCCCUGCACCCAAGGUUGGAGACGGAAGUGGGUGCGGUCAUACACCUGGACCUGUUGUUCAUGCCGGCUGGGGAAAAUGGGCGUAAUUACAUCUUCGAUGCACGGGAUAACCUCACUGGGUUUGUGGACGGUCGGGCUAUCCGGACGAAGACUGGCCCAGUUCUGGCAAGCUGCAUCGAAGAGUAUUACCUGCGCUAUCCCUUCGUCAAAGAGUUCGUGAUGGACCGAGGGUCGGAGUUCACCUGCAAUGAGGUGCGGACCUUGCUUGUAGGGUAUGGCAUAGUGGCUAACUAUAAUACGGCCGCGCAUCCUCAAGCGAACGCACCAGUAGAGAGGGGGCACAGUACCAUCACAAACCUCUUGGAUAAGUGGACGGAGCGCAAGCCUGCCUCACAAUUGGGUGAGGGCUUAGCUGAGCCAGUGCGAUAUGUACCAAUGGAGGAGCCGUUGGACCCCGAGGCGGAGGCAGACAUACGGGGCCGAAGGGAGCCGCAGGGCCCGGAGGCGAUAGCCGAGCAGUGGGGCCUGGCGCGACCUCAGGUUGAGGAGGUGAUCGCGGUUGGAGACGACACCCCUUCAUCUAGCCCAGCCCCAGAGCAGACGCAACAGCCCUGGCCAGAGGGGAUUCCUGAGCCGGACCGCGGGGAGAUUCAUGAAUUUCCCCCAGAGGCCACCACUAUACCUGAGCGGGGGGCAAAGAUGGAGGAACAGAGAGUGGAUGAGAGAGCAGGGAUGAGUGUGACCACUCUUUUACCUUUGGCUAUGCGUACGGCCGAGUGCCCAGCUAUCGGAGGGCCUGCACCAGUGAAGCCGCCGCCAACGUUGCCAAGUACGAGUGGAGGGAAGGAUGAUGAAACGUUAGCUUCAAGGGGCCAUGGAUCGCGAGUGGGAGGAGCCUCGAAGGAAACCCGCGAAGAGAAGUCUGCUAGAGUACAAGUCCGCCUGACUGAGAUACAUGCGGGGCAGGCUGAGAUGGAGGCGGCAGCGCCGACACCGCCAGUCGAUCCCAAGACAAGCGAGCAGAGGAUCGACAAAUUGUGGGCCAGGUAUGAAGGUCAGAGAGAUGCAGCCCGCCAAAGAUCGCAGGGGACGGGACAGGCGGACGAGAAGGUGGAUGGGUUGAGGGAGGCGGGGGACUUGGGGUUCUGUGCCACUAGGAUGGCGGUCGAUCGUGUGGACAGGAGGAUACGUGAGGUGGCAGUUACAUCCUUCGAUCGAUAUAGUCUACUCAGUGAUGAGCUGACGGCCAGGAAACUGAAGGUGGAGCACCUGACUACUCGUCUCGCAGAAGAGAAGGCGAGGAGCCAGGCGAGAGAGAUUGAGUGGAAGAGAAGGUUUGAGGAACUAGCAGCUAUUGUGGAUAGGCUUUUGGCGGCCGGGGUGGCCAGACAGACCGCGCGGGCAGGCGUUGAUGGCCAGGACCGGGGGACGCAGGUUUCGCCUAGUCAGGAAACGGCGGCAGAGUCCCCUCGACAGAGGAGGCCGACGGAGAGAGUGUCACUGAACUUGGUCGAGGGAGAGGCAACACGGAGGAUUGAGGGGGAGACUAUUGGGGCUGGAACCUUUAUUGAGAUGGCUAUGCAGCCUAGGGUGUCCCCAUCAUAUGAGACCCGUGCCGAGAGGCUGAUCCAGGGACCCCAGUACCCAUCCACAGAGAAGAGUGGCGCACAGGAGUCGCUCAUGGCUAUGUCCACUGAGAGGAGAGGCUCGCGUUUGCAUGAGCUGGCGGCUGCCAUGGGGAUAGGUACACCGCAGGAGAGGCCUCAAAGACCUGAUACUUCAGAGUAUGCCCCGAGGGUUGGGAGAGAUGAGGUCGGCAUGCCGUGCCUAUUAUGGAAGAACCGGUAAAUGCCUUCAGACCCCUACGUAGUCCUGCAGUAGCCUGUGAAUUGUUUGUGACGCCCCGUCUGCCCACGUGUGCUAAUUCUGAGACAUAUUUGAAGG